UGUCCCCUUCAAUCUCGGACCCCCUCCAUUCCCGGCGACAGCUAGACCCGACCCGCUUCGAGUCUCCGUUCUCUGGCGACCGACAUUCAAUGCUCCAUUUCGAGGGUUAGGGUUUCGAUUUUCCUUUUGUGGAAAUCAAUCGGAGAGUGAAAACCUAAAGAAAUCAAUGGGGGUUUUGAGGGACAACAGCAGCUGGUGCUUCUGCUCCGGUGGCGGCAAAUCGGAGAGAGUCCAAGGCGGCAUAUUUUCCGGCAAGUCUCCGGCGAUGGCCUCCAUCUCCGGAGGCGGAACUGGGUUCCUUAUCCACCGGAGUCUGCUGCUCACUACUCACGCCAAGAUCCCGGCGGCGGCGGAGGCGGCGGAGGUUCGAAUUCAUCGCGGCCGAGUUCGAGCUCGCUUGGUUCCUCACAGAUUUUUCAUCACUAGUUCUGUUCUUGAUCUCACAAUUGUGGGCCUUGACACUGUGGACACUGACUCAACUUCACAACAGGGCCACCAGCCUCAUUAUCUGAAGACCUGCUCUAAUCCAAAUCUUGAUUUAGGUAGCAAAGUCUAUUUGUUAGGGCAUACUGAUAAAAAGUAUGAACUCAUGGUUGGUGAAGGGAAAGUAGUAAUAGCCACUGACAACCUCAUCAAACUCUCAACUGAUGGGAUAUCAUGGUGUCCUGGAUCUGCAGGCUUUGACGUCCAAGGAAAUCUAGCAUUCAUGAUUUGUGAUCCCAUGAAGCUAGGGACAUCUCUCAUUGCAAAAUCUUCUACUUCUGCUUCUUCUUCGUCAUCAUUGUCAUGGAAAAAUGAUUCUCCUGUGCAAUUUGGGAUCCCCAUUCCUAUAAUCUGUGAUUGGUUAUACCAACACUGGGAAGGCAACUUGAAUGAGCUUAGCAAGCCCAAGCUACCCCUCAUCCGAUUGAUGUCUUCUGGACAUAAGAGUGAACAUUUGAGUGCAUCGUUCACCCAACGUCGAGUCUUCAAGGACACAAAAGGAGAGGCCGAUGAUUUCUUGUCAUCUUCACAUAUUGCUUCAAAACCUAGGUUUCCACUUGGAUCAAAUAACUCGUCCAAUGGAAAUGCAUCCCAUGAACAAGGUAUUCCAACUCCAGAGAUCUUUGAAUCUCCAAAGCUGACUUCAGGGCCAGUACGGAAAACAGAAAUCAUUCCUAGAGUGACAAGAUCUAUUGUUCUUCCAUUGCCUCUUAAACAAUUGUUUAUGGACUCAGAGGCGAACAAUAUUGAAGAAAGUAAAAGCCGAAAUCUGGCGAGCGAAAAUUCCAAUGAAGGUGAUUGUUGCAGUGAGGUGAUGUCUAGCUCGUCUCCGUUGGAAGCUUCUGCUGUACAAAAUGAUGCAGAUGGAUUUAGCAGUGGCGAGGAGACAAUGUACUCAGCUGAAACUAUGGAGAGCCGUAACUUUCCAAGCCCUAAAGGGAACAAAUUCCAGCAAGUUGGUCGGAGUCAGAGUUGUGUAAAUUCCAAUAGAUGGGGUUCUACUCAAAGAAACUCAUCAGCAAGAAAAGGAGCAGCAUUGCAGAAGCAGCAGAGUAUGAUUCCAAUGAGAAGAACACGUUCUCAUGGUUUGCCUCAGAGAAGCCAUGAUUAUUUCAGCCCUACUGUCUCAUCUACCAUGAAGAAGAGGAAUAGUUCUGAGCAGUCACUAAGGCCUCGGCAAACUGCUCCUCAGGCAUCUCCAAGAGUGAUGAUAAGAUGAAUAAAUUAAAACCAGCAAAGAAAGAAUCCUGACACUACACUAAAAGGUAAUUGUAAUCAGCAGUCUUCAAAUUUGUUAUACUGUCCAUCACAUCCGAAUGAAAAUGAGUCCUAUUAUUUAUAUGGUUUUGAGUCAUGAAAAAUGUCAUAUGGCCCAAAUGGCUUUCUUUUUGUUGUCAAAAGCUAUCAAGUCCUUGACAUGCUGGUUGAGAAUGACAUUUUGUGGCUCACAACUUCAGCAUAGCUCUAGAAUUUUCAUGCUUUAUGAGAUACUGAGAUUAUGAACUGUAGAUUGGCUUCUUCACCUAAUUGUGGUAUGUUUUUUUCCUGUUACAUCAUCCAAUAAGGUCAAGGUAUUGUCUACUUUGGAAUACAAUGUUAAUUGGUCAGAAAAUAUUGUGCG
Messenger RNA from Asparagus officinalis (garden asparagus), 2104 nucleotides. RefSeq lists its product as uncharacterized. NCBI's taxonomy places the organism in Eukaryota, Viridiplantae, Streptophyta, Magnoliopsida, Asparagales, Asparagaceae. The record is from RefSeq and is a predicted model, not a curated record.